Messenger RNA from Fraxinus pennsylvanica, 2217 nucleotides. The record is from the annotation of a GenBank genome assembly. NCBI's taxonomy places the organism in Eukaryota, Viridiplantae, Streptophyta, Magnoliopsida, Lamiales, Oleaceae.
AUGGGGAAGCACUUUCGGAUUAGACGUGUUGAUGAUGAACUUGAAGAUAAGCAGCCGGGCUGCGUGUGGGGAUUAGUCCAUGCCCUCGACUAUCAUCAUUGGCAUUCCAAAGGCAGAAAAAUGAUCCAUCACCGAAAACAUGAACGCCAAAGACAGUCAAACUUUUAUGGAAGUCCCAAAACAAAAUUGCUGGAUUCUGGUGAAGUAGAAAAGCUUUUAAAUGACCAAGAGAGCGCAUUUGUUAGUACUCAAAGUUUUCGCUCAACCAACAAUCGAUCUCUAAAAGCCCCCAUAGCCAAAGAGAAUUCUAAGGAAGGGGACUUAGAGGAGAAUGGACAGCAUAAAGCUGGUUCCUCAGUCCCAUCAAGAUUGCAGCGAACUUAUUCAAUACACCAUCUGGAAUCCUCAGAUUGUGGUCUUCAUAAAAUAAUCACGGACUGGAAUCAUCCUAUCAUUUUCUUUCCCGAAAAUGGUGCGACUCAGUCAUUGGAUACAGCAAAUAAGGUGGCUUUUGACCAGCAAGAAGCUUAUAGUGAUUCUAUGGACGGUACCAAACAUGAACUAGAAGAGGGUGCAGAUGUUCUUGAGAUGUUUAAGGUAGAUAAGGACUUAUUUGUAAAAACUACAAAAGGCUUGGAUAAAAGCAAAGAGGAGUUCUUCGACGGUCUGCUACCCUUGAAUAAAACUGCAAAAUUGAGCAAAGCGAAAUCCUUCCCUGUUGUUGAUUUGUUGCCAAGGAGAAAAUUAAAGCCUAGUAAACUCGAGCACAAGAAAAAUGAAAUUUGGUCAUUCCGCGAAGGAGACAAAUUGAGAGCUUUUAAUCAAGCACCUCAGUUGGCUCAUUCUGAGAAAGAAAUUGUUCAAAGACGGAACGAGACAAUUUCCAGUGGUACUGAUGAAUAUAAUAUUACAAAAGGUGCGAAAACUCACCGCAGAAGUUCUUCUCUAAAUGAAUCAGUUGCUAUAUACGCUUCAUUGUUUGCUAGUAGUUAUGGUGCGGAAGUCCAGUUGCAUUCCUCUAGGAGCUUAAAGUCGAUAAAUGAAUAUGGCCAUGCUCCAAAGUGCUUCCCAAGGAUUCGCUCUCUAUCUCAGGCUGAUUAUUAUUACUCCGAUAUAAAAUUUGGGUUUCUAGGCAAUGAUUUCUCUGCACAUGGUUCAAAUACUAAUUUUGAAGAAAGUAGCUCAUGUGUUAAUCAAGAGAAUACACCACUCGAUGCAAAUGAGGCUACCGAUGGCCAAAACGAAUCAGUCAAUGCACAUAAUUGUAUGCAAAGAAUGGAAAACAAUGCCUGCAGCUUAAGGUUGAAUGUGAGGGAUGAGGAUAGUUUUCUGUUGGAUGGUUGUGUACAGGAAGUGGAUGAGUUAACAGUGGACGAAAGUGAUUCCCAUGGGGAACAAGUGACUAACAACUCGGGAAUCAUCCCCGAGAUUCGUCCAGAGGAAUGUUGCAUCUCAGAUUCUGAGAAAUCCUUCCGAGGAAUGGUAUCUCACCCUGGAGAUAUUCAAAUUUCUGAAGGUUUGGAUCAUGAAUGCGAUUGUUUCUACCAGAAGAAUUCUUCAGUACUCUCUCACGAUCAGAAGAGUUUCUACAUGGAUUCUUCCUCGUCUUUCAACAGCACGCUGAACCAUGAGAAAAUUGAAAAUGCAGAUACAAAUAUCAGAUAUUUUAGAGAGAAUGAAACUCAGAAAGAGCCUGAUUACAACUCGAAUUAUGUGAGACACAUUCUUGAGAAAUCUGGUUUCAUUGAAAACGCCUUCAACAUAACAUGGCAUUCAUCUGAUCAGCCAUUGAGCCCUGAACUGUUUGAGGAAGUCGAGGCUAACUGGAACCAUGAACAAUCUCAAUUAACCGGUUGGCCAGACUUUUACGGCAGUUGGCAUCAUCGGCUGCUAUUUGAUGUGGUUAAUGAGGUGUUAAUUGAGAUAUACAAUAAAUCAUUUCUGUACUAUCCAAAGGCCUUAUCCUCUAGUUGUCGUGUUCGUCCAAUGCCAGUGGGAAACCACUUUAUCAAGGAGGUCAGCACAAGUGUUGGCGCAUCGCUUAAUUUCAAGCCCGAGGAAAAGGAGUCUCUAGAUUCUAUAAUAUCUUGUGAUUUGGAAAACGACUACAGAUGGAUGAACCUCCAAUUAGAAUCUGAGACUGUUGCACUUGAUUUGGAGGAUGUGAUUUUCGAUGAACUUCUUGAAGAGGUUAUCUGUAACAAAUUUAAUGUGUAG